Eucalyptus grandis is the source of this 1596-nucleotide messenger RNA. RefSeq names its product omega-hydroxypalmitate O-feruloyl transferase. Gene Ontology annotation, molecular function: acyltransferase activity, transferring groups other than amino-acyl groups. Bases 1 to 1596 code for a protein of 531 amino acids. The record is from RefSeq and is a predicted model, not a curated record. The transcript is spliced from 4 exons. NCBI's taxonomy places the organism in Eukaryota, Viridiplantae, Streptophyta, Magnoliopsida, Myrtales, Myrtaceae.
AUGGAGGCCUUCCAAACCACGACGAUCAAUGCCCUAAUAGUAGAAAGAUCCGUCCCUGUUGCCAUCCUGCCAGAACAAGAAACACCCGGGGGUUCCCUUUUCUUAAGUAACAUCGAUCGAGUGUCUGCCUUUUACCUGCCAAUGGUAUAUUCUUUCGGCAGGAGCGAUGCCCGCACGGUAGACGUGAUUACGAAAGCUUUGUCCAGAGUUUUGAUUCAUUACUAUCCGCUAGCGGGGAGAUUAGCUAAAAACUCUCAAGGGAAGUUGACCGUUGAUUGCGAGAAGAAGCUAGGAGUGCCAUUUGUGGAGGCAUCGGCCAAUUGUGAUAUCGAAGAUCUGGGUGACAUGCGAUUUCUCGAUUGUAAUGUUCUGCGGAAGCUUGUUUAUAGAGAUUCUACUGAUAAUAUCCAAGAAGUGGCACCCCUUUUAACAGCGCAGGUAACGAAGUUUAGAUGUGAAGGUUUCACUGUAGGAAUCACCUUUAAUCACUGCAUGUUCGAUGGUACCUCGGUAAUGAAUUUUAUGAACUCAUGGGCUGAAAUAGCAAGAGGUAGACCUUUAUCCCUCAUCCCUUGUCACAAUAGAACCAUUCUGAAGUCAAGGGCUCCUCCUCAAAUCACCGGUACUUCUGACAGCUUUGUUCAAGUCAGUGAUGUAUCAGACUUGAAAGCACUGUACGAGGAAGAGCAAAUUGUGUGGAGAUCUUUUCACUUCGACAAUGAGAAGUUGGCGACCCUUAAAAAAAUGGCGACAACCGAUGGACAGAUCAUAAGCAGCUGCUCCAACUUCGAGGCACUUGCAGCCCUAGUGUGGCGGGCUCGAACCAUCGCACUCAAGAUGAAACCGCACCAACUGUUAAAGCUUCUUUUUCCUGUUGAUUUCCGGUCUAAGAUGAAACCGCCGAUGCCCAGAUACAUCGGGAAUGCUGUGGUUGAAGCUUGCUGUCUCUGCACCGCAGGAGAGUUGAUUGAUGAGCCAAUCUCUUUCACCGUGGGGAGAAUACAGGAGGCAAUUGAGAGGGUGAACGAGGACUAUGUGCGGUCGUGGAUAGACUCCCUGGACGUGCAUCAAUUCGACCUUCUCUCAUUGACCUCGCUAGCGUUGGCUUCGUGGCAAAGGUUUGAUUAUGGCUCCACGGACUUUGGAUGGGGAAAGCCAAGGACUUUUGGCACCGGUGACCUGCGGGAGAUGAAACUGCCAAUGCCCAGAUACAUCGGGAAUGCUGUCGUUGAAGCUUGUUGUCUCUGCACUGCAGGGGAGUUGAUUGAUGAGCCAAUCUCUGUCACUGCGGGGAGACUACAGGAGGCAAAUGAGAGGGUGAACAAGGACUACGUGUGGUCGUGGAUAGACUCCUUGGACGUGUAUCAAUUUUUCGACCUUCUCUCAUUGACCUUGCUAGUGUUGGCCUCAUGGCAAAGGUUUGAUUAUGGCUUCACGGACUUUGGAUGGGGAAAGCCAAGGACUUUUGGCACCGGUGACCUGCCGGGAGGUUGUCUAUUCAUGGCGGAUGGGAGUGAGAGGAAGGCCAUUGUGGUGGUGUUUGGUCUGCCACUUUUGGCCAUGGAAACUUUCAAGAAGCUGGUCCAACUUGAGUGA